Oenanthe melanoleuca is the source of this 1014-nucleotide messenger RNA. RefSeq names its product retina and anterior neural fold homeobox 2 (gene RAX2). Bases 1 to 687 code for a protein of 228 amino acids. NCBI's taxonomy places the organism in Eukaryota, Metazoa, Chordata, Aves, Passeriformes, Muscicapidae. The record is from RefSeq and is a predicted model, not a curated record. The transcript is spliced from 2 exons. Gene Ontology annotation, biological process: positive regulation of transcription by RNA polymerase II. Gene Ontology annotation, molecular function: RNA polymerase II cis-regulatory region sequence-specific DNA binding; DNA-binding transcription factor activity, RNA polymerase II-specific.
AUGUUCCUGAAUAAGUGCGAGGGGGAGCUGGGUGAGCUGCGGAAGCCAGGGGACGGCGAGGGGACGCCGCCGGCCGCCGCCGAGGAGGAGCAGCCCAAGAAGAAGCACCGGCGGAACCGCACCACCUUCACCACGUACCAGCUGCACGAGCUGGAGCGCGCCUUCGAGAAGUCCCACUACCCCGACGUGUACAGCCGCGAGGAGCUGGCCAUGAAGGUCAACCUGCCGGAGGUCCGCGUGCAGGUCUGGUUCCAGAACCGACGAGCCAAGUGGAGGAGGCAGGAGAAGAUGGAGGCCAGUUCCAUGAAACUCCAUGACACGCCUGUGCUCUCCUUCAACCGACCCCCCAUGACCCCCAACGUGGGGCCCAUAAGCAACUCCCUCCCACUCGACCCAUGGCUGACAUCCCCCAUCUCCAGCGCCACCACGGUCCACAGCAUCCCCGGCUUCAUGGGAGCCCCCCAGGCCCUGCAGCCCCCCUAUGCUGGGCACUCCUUCCUCAACACGCCCCCGCCGAUGGCGCAGGGCAUGCAGCCCAUGGCCCCCGCACCCUACCAGUGCGGCACCCCCUUUGUGGACAAGUACCCGCUGGAGGAAGUGGACCAGAGGAGCUCCAGCAUCGCCUCGCUCCGCAUGAAAGCCAAGGAGCACAUUCAGACCAUUGACAAGACCUGGCAGCCCAUUUGAUGAACGCUGCCCUCCGAGCUCCUGGCCGCCGUUCCUGCCCCUGGUGCUGGCUCGGCCCCACGGUGGGUGAGGGACGACAGUGGGUGCUCAGCAGGACCAAAGCUGGCACCGGGCAGGGAUGCCAGCUGCAUCUUCCCCACGCUGACCCAGCACUGGUGGUGUCAGGAGAGAGAGUCAGGUGCUGGCAGGACUCCACGGCAGGGGGGAAGCAAUCCAGGAGAGCCCCUUUGCCUCUCUGAGGCACCAAGAUCAGCUGAGGACCUGGCUGAAGCUCUGGCAUCCUACUGUGCCACUGGGCCACCCACCACACCCCAGCUGGACACCUCC